This is a messenger RNA of Xylona heveae TC161, 646 nucleotides long. RefSeq lists its product as hypothetical. The record is from RefSeq and is a predicted model, not a curated record. Gene Ontology annotation, cellular component: mitochondrion. The transcript has 3 exons. Gene Ontology annotation, biological process: electron transport chain; mitochondrial respiratory chain complex I assembly. Lineage: Eukaryota; Fungi; Ascomycota; Xylonomycetes; Xylonales; Xylonaceae. Bases 101 to 364 code for a protein of 87 amino acids.
GUGAUAGCGGCCCCUAAGAUAGCGAGUGUCGGACAAUAACACGCCUUUGACCAAGUCCAUACCCGGUUGCAUUUGCAAAAAAUAAUUUUAUAGCUCCAAAAUGGCACCGCCUCGAGGAAAUCCCAAUCCCACCGGUUUCGAUCCUGCCAAGUUCGCGGCUUCAUCGGGAGCUCCCGCUAAGGAUCCUUGGGCGCGAUAUGAACAAUGGCGAUAUACAGGCCCUUUUUCGAGAUGGAAUCGAUUCAAAGGGAGUUUUCCUGGGCUGGGUAUUGCAACGGUGGCGUUUGCGGUAUACUGCGGCUAUGAAUAUCUGUUCCUAAAAGACGACCACGCGCAUGGUGCCAAGGGCGACUCUCAUCACUAGGGAAAUAAUGUGAAUUUGUGGAGUUUUUCCAUUAGAGUGUACAUCUUUUUUUCUUCAUCAAGCAUAGUCUCUUUAUGCUUUGACCUGCGGAGCGUCCAAUGAUUACGACUCGACGAAGGUUAUGUACGAGGCUCUCAUGGAGAUCGGGCUUUAUCAACUAUUCUUUGAAUAAUUAAUUUCCUUCCACAUCACAAUUGACCAAGUACCUACCUAAAUAUCUAGGAAUAUUAUUACCUUGGCGUCUACAGGUAAAACAGAAUCCUUGGGAGAAAUAUAUCGAGU